AUGGCUGAUCAAUCUCAGAACCAGGAACUGGCUGCUGUCAACGGUUCCAACCAACUCAAGCAAUCGGCCAUCCCCUUGGAGCUCUUCCUCGAAAUUGCUGAGCACUAUGUUGACUUCGCGUACGCCAGGGCGGCAACCGACAUCUCGACAUGGCGAGUCGAAGGGUGCCCAGACGCCCUCCACCCAAUCUACAUCUCCGACAACCAAGCCUACGACUACGCCUCCCAAGUGAAACGCUGGCAGCUCGUCAGCACCCUCACCAACCUGUGCAGCAAACGCGUCUCCGACAUCGUCCACAAGACGUUCUGCCGAUUCCCCCGUCACCAUGACACCCGGGACAUUGUAGAAUGGGCGCAGUGGAUGGGGCUGGCAGUCGACCCUCCCAAACACGCCUGGGUCCUCCCAGAGAUUGACAUCUUUGUCCUCGACUUCAAAUCGACACGGUACAAGGAGGACGGCGAGAGCCUCGAGCCCCUCGAGAGGGCGAUCCUGCAGCACCGCCCGACAGGGGAGGCCGCAAGGGCCCUGGGCCUCAUCCAGAACGCCAUGUGCAGCCUGGGCAGCCUGAUGGCGGCGACCGAGACGCAGAUCCGCGCCCUCGCCUCCCUCCCGAACCUCAAGCGCAUCCAGACGUGGUGCCCGAUCCAGAGCCCCGCGCUGCCCAACGAGCCGCACGACCAUAGGGGGAUAUUACUCGUCGACCCAGGAAUCUUGCCUGAUCUUGCUGCGGAGAUUGCGGUGAGCGAGGUGCGCCUCGUGUCGAUGUGGGAGCCUCUCUUUGAGGCUGGUGUUCAGAUUACCGUUCAGCCUCGUUAUGCUUUGCGAGGAGAGAUUGAGCUCGUCCGCACUGUUGGCGGUCUGCACAUGAAGUUUCUCAGGGACGAGUGUAAGUGCUAUCGGAUGGAACUGGAUGCGUGA
Messenger RNA from Colletotrichum orchidophilum, 918 nucleotides. RefSeq lists its product as uncharacterized. The transcript has a single exon. The record is from RefSeq and is a predicted model, not a curated record. Bases 1 to 918 code for a protein of 305 amino acids. Lineage: Eukaryota; Fungi; Ascomycota; Sordariomycetes; Glomerellales; Glomerellaceae.